UGCAAACGAGCAAUCAUUGAGUGCACGGGCAGCUUUGCAGCGACUUGCACGCUCGUCGCUUGCGCUUAACAUCGAAGCCGACAAACAAUUCGGCUGUAGGAGGGUUCACGUCGUUGCUCUUUAAAUUGCUGCGCUCUGACCAAGCAACCAAAAAAAAAAAAAAAAAAAAAGGACACAACUGUGAGAAUUUUUGGUGGUUGUUUUGCGCAAACUCGCGGUGAUAAUUUAAAGUUAAAACUUUAGUUAUUGUUGGGAGAAUGGCUGACAGUGCAGCGGCAAACAGCGACGGUGAGGAUGGACCCCGUGAGCCCAUGAGGGGCUUCGCCCGUCAAGGAGCCUUGCGUCAGAAGAACGUCCACGAAGUGAAGGACCACAAAUUCAUUGCGCGCUUCUUCAAGCAGCCCACCUUCUGCAGCCACUGCACCGACUUCAUCUGGGGUUUUGGCAAGCAAGGAUUCCAAUGUCAAGUGUGCUGUUUCGUGGUGCACAAACGUUGCCAUGAGUUUGUCACGUUCUCCUGCCCAGGAGCUGAUAAAGGUCCAGCUUCAGAUGAUCCGAGGGCUAAGCACAAAUUUAAGGUCCACACCUACUCCAGUCCGACUUUCUGUGACCAUUGUGGCUCUCUGCUCUACGGCCUCAUUCACCAGGGCAUGAGAUGUGACCACUGUAUGAUGAACAUCCAUAAGCGCUGUGUGGCCAAUGUGCCGAGUCUGUGCGGUACCGACCAUACUGAGAGGAGAGGACGGAUUUACAUCACUGCUGAGAUCAAGACUAAUGUGCUCACUGUUACCAUCAAGGAGGCCAGGAAUCUUGUCCCAAUGGAUCCCAACGGUCUAUCAGACCCGUACGUGAAGCUUAAACUGAUCCCAGAUCCUCGCAGUGAAAGUAAACAAAAGACCAAGACCAUCAAGUGCUGUCUCAACCCCGUCUGGAAUGAGACCUUUAAAUUCCACUUGAAGGAGUGCGAUAAGGACCGCCGCCUCUCCGUGGAGGCGUGGGAUUGGGACCUGACCAGCCGCAAUGACUUCAUGGGAUCUCUGUCCUUUGGCAUCUCGGAGCUGCAAAAACAAGGAGUGGAUGGAUGGUUUAAGAUGCUCUCCCAGGAAGAAGGCGAGUACUUCAACGUUCCCGUUCCGCCGGAGGGGGAAGAGGGCAAUGAGGAGCUUCGGCAGAAAUUUGAGAGGGCAAAAAUUGGUCCGAGCAAGAACACUGAAGGCAAAUCGGCCAACGCCGCCCGCUUCGACUCCAACGGCAACCAAGAUCGCAUGAAGCUGUCCGACUUUGAGUUCCUGAUGGUGCUGGGAAAGGGCAGUUUUGGCAAGGUGAUGCUUGCAGAGCAUAAAGGGACCGAGGACCUGUACGCGAUCAAGAUCCUAAAGAAGGAUGUGGUGAUCCAAGAUGAUGACGUGGAAUGCACCAUGGUGGAGAAAAGGGUGUUGGCGCUGUCGGGAAAGCCGCCCUUCUUAACACAACUGCACUCCACAUUCCAAACCAUGGACCGCUUGUACUUUGUCAUGGAGUUCAUCAAUGGCGGCGAUCUCAUGUAUCAGAUUCAGCAGGUCGGCAAGUUCAAAGAGCCCCAUGCUGUAUUCUACUCGGCGGAGAUUGCCAUUGGAUUGUUCUUCCUGCAUCAGAAGGGCAUCAUUUACAGAGACCUCAAGCUGGACAAUGUGAUGCUGGACAGCGAGGGCCACAUUAAAAUAGCCGAUUUUGGCAUGUGCAAAGAAAAUAUGAACGAUGGAGUCACCACCAAGACUUUUUGUGGAACACCUGACUACAUAGCACCAGAGAUCAUAGCUUACCAGCCUUAUGCGAAAUCGGUGGACUGGUGGGCCUUCGGAGUUCUGCUUUAUGAAAUGCUGGCCGGACAGCCGCCGUUCGACGGCGAGGAUGAGGACGAGUUAUUUCAGUCCAUCAUGGAGCACCAUGUCUCUUAUCCCAAAUCCAUGUCCAAGGAGGCCGUGGCUAUCUGUAAAGGGUUGAUGACCAAGCAUCCGGCCAAACGGCUCGGCUGCGCUCCAGACGGGGAAAGAGACAUUCGGGACCACAGCUUCUUCCGCUACAUGGACUGGGAGAAAUUGGAGAACAAGGAGGUGCAGCCGCCAUUCAAACCUAAAGCUAAAACCCGACGGGACACGUGCAACUUUGACAAAGAGUUCACCAAGAUGGCCGUCGACCUGACGCCCACAGACAAGCUGGUCAUCAUGAACCUGGACCAGGAUGACUUCAUGGGCUUCUCCUACACCAACCCGGAUUACGACGGUCCGAACUGAAGCCCGAGCGGAAUGUUGACGAGAGAGGUGACACGUGCUAGGCCAGUCCAUUCAACACAUAAAUGGUAUCGUCCAACUCGACUUGCACAAUACUCUGGUUACCAAAGACUUUCAAAGUAUUGUGUAAACUUAAAAAAAAAAAAUGUUUAUAGAAAGGAUGACAUCAUAUUGAAUGUAAUAAUAAAUAUGUUAAUAGUCUUAAAAUGUUAAUUGGGUUCCCUUUUCCCAUUCCGACUAUAUUGUAAUAAGAAUAGAGGUUAACUGCAUUGCUGGGCUUUUUACAAUGUCUAUUUCAAAAUGAUAAUGCAUUCACAAUGUGGUCGAGCAAAAGUGUAAUAUGACAAGGUCAAAAUGAAAAAAAAAAUUACAAUAGUUUUACAUUUUCAUCGUAUUAAUAGCUCCUUUGGUUUUACGAUACCUGCGAAGAGAUGACAAAGUGUCACCCAAUGUAGUGAAAUCGUCAAUCAAAAUCCAUUGCGAGACAUUGAAGUGCUGCCUCCACAAGUGAAAACACACGUCCCUCGUUUUCUUUAGAUUGCUGCGGGUUGCUUUAGAUCAAGGAGUUGCUUGGCCGUAGCUCGCUCGGGUCACCAUGGUAACAAAAUCCAUGCUCAGAAUUCUGCAGUGGAAGGGGCGGGGCCAAUGGGGGCUCAUUUGCAUGAGACAGAACCGCCCCUUUUAAAGCAGACGUAGUUCAGAGAGGCCAAAACGGAAGAAGUUCCUUCAUUGGUGUUCAACUUUGGAGCUUCUACUAUAUCAAAUUGAGCCAACUUUAAAGUAGCAAGAUGGAGAAAGUUCUCGUUUGGGGUGCCAGUGGAUUUGCGGAAACGGAGCUCUGAGCAUUUGGGCUGUUCCCUCAACUGCCCACAUCAACCAUGACUGUGCUCAUUUGUGCAUCUUGACCAUUGUUGCCUUUUUCAAUUAGCGGUCAUUCGUGGCACUUUGGAAGUGCUGACACAUCACUGAGGAAAAUGCCUAAUGAGGAAACUUCUUUGAAGCAUUUUGCCUCCCAUCCCCCCUUUAAUUAUUUCCAUUUGCUCGGUAAUCCUUGCUUCUGUGGAGGCCCACUGGGGAGCCGCAAAUGAUGUGAUGUCAAAAGGUUGCGGCGGUCACCAAUCGGGCCCCGCACAGCGGCUGAGGAGAUGCUUUGACAACUCCCAAAUGAGCCAUUUUGCAAACAGCAAUAACAUCAGCAAGGUUGCUGAUUCCCCUCCCCCCCCCCCCCCCUCCCAAACACAUUUGUGCGUGCGUGCAUAAAUAUAUGCAGAUAUUGAAUAACUGACGUUUGGAAGAUGCAAAAUAUGUGUGGAUUCAAGGCCAUGUUCUUUCAAAUUCAGCAAAUCUGCUCUCCGACACUUUUUACAGCGGACUGCCAGCACGCCCACUGCACUGCACUGCAGUUGAUCCACUCCCGUACUGUACUAGCUUGAUUGAGACUCGGAAUUAUUAAGUGAAGCGUAACAAGGCGAACAAUGAUGUUCUCUCCUGGAGGCGCAAGGAACACUGCGGGUCUGAUGCACACACUUAGGCGCAUGCAGGCACACACACACACACACAGUUUAAUGCAUACUUCUAAACCUGAACACAUUUCUUUACUGCCCUGUUUAGAAUUAUUGAAGAAUAUUUUUAAAAGUGAUCAAGACACUAUGAGAUUCUGAUUGUUUUGCAAAACUAGACUAAUUGCACAUCCUCUCCAGUAGGUGGCAGUGGCGUUCCCGUUAUCAGUUACGGGGGGAAUAUCGAACACAGAUGAAAAGAAAGGCAGAGUGGUUAAAAAGCAAUGUUAAAAAUAAACACGUUAAUGUUAUUUCUAGAGUUAUACUAUGCAUGCAUGUGUUUUUUCUCUCGUUCAUAUCUUGUACUAUAUAAGCUGAAUCGACCCGCUGUAAAAUGUCGAUGAACUGAUGGUUACGUGUUCCAUAUAUUGAGAAUGAUCAUACAUUCUGUGCUUCUUUUUGUACGUGGAUCCAUGUUAUUAGAGAUUACAGUUUGUGUACAUCUACAGUGUAGGGUAAGAGUCUUCCAUUAUGAUAGCUGAAGCUACACAUUUUUAAGAUAAUUAUUCUGGAAUUGCUGUCGAUUGAGAUAUUAUGACAAAUUAGCAAACAAGAAGAAAUGUUAAGUUCCCCAUCCGCGUCUUGUUUUAGCUUUAGCUCAACCUUCUUUUCCUCUGUGCGGUGGUCUCAGUGAACCUGAACUAGUGGCACCUUUUUAAAUUUCCCCUGCCCUGCCUCACGUGUUUUGAUUUCGGGCUAGCUGCUCAUGCUAAAUGCCAAGUAAAGAUACUGCAAAUGAAAAGUAGAAGAAUGUUUUGUUUCAUGGUUCACCAAUGAGAAAAUGUGUACUGUUGGUGUUUAUGGUUGUAGAAUAAUAAAUUAUUGUGAAAGGUCA
Syngnathus acus (greater pipefish) is the source of this 4664-nucleotide messenger RNA. RefSeq names its product protein kinase C beta type-like. Gene Ontology annotation, molecular function: ATP binding; zinc ion binding; diacylglycerol-dependent serine/threonine kinase activity. Gene Ontology annotation, biological process: protein phosphorylation. NCBI's taxonomy places the organism in Eukaryota, Metazoa, Chordata, Actinopteri, Syngnathiformes, Syngnathidae. The coding region runs from base 258 to 2273 and encodes 671 amino acids. The transcript is spliced from 17 exons. The record is from RefSeq and is a predicted model, not a curated record.